Staurois parvus is the source of this 483-nucleotide messenger RNA. Lineage: Eukaryota; Metazoa; Chordata; Amphibia; Anura; Ranidae. The record is from the annotation of a GenBank genome assembly.
UCACUCUUGCAGUUUUCCACAGGACCCUGCAUUCACUAUAUCUGGUCUCCCCAAACCCUGCAUUCACUAUAUCUGGUCUCCCCAAACCCUGCAUUCACUAUAUCUGGUCUCCUCGGACCCUGCUUUCACUAUAUCUGGUCUCCUCGGACCCUGCAUUCACUAUAUCUGGUCUCCUCGGACCCUGCAUUCACUAUAUCUGGUCUCCUCGGACCCUGCAUUCACUAUAUCUGGUCUCCUCGGACCCUGCAUUCACUAUAUCUGGUCUCCACGGACCCUGCUUUCACUAUAUCUGGUCUCCACGGACCCUGCUUUCACUAUAUCUGGUCUCCCCGGACCCUGCAUUCACUAUAUCUGAUCUCCCCGGACCCUGCAUUCACUAUAUCUGGUCUCCCCGAACCCUGCAUUCACUAUAUCUGGUCUCCCCGGACCCUGCAUUCACUAUAUCUGGUCUCCCAGGACCCUGCUUUCACUAUAUCUGGUCUC